This is a messenger RNA of Rotaria sordida, 693 nucleotides long. The record is from the annotation of a GenBank genome assembly. NCBI's taxonomy places the organism in Eukaryota, Metazoa, Rotifera, Eurotatoria, Philodinida, Philodinidae.
AUGCCGGUUAAUGGAUAUGAUUUUAAUGCCAAUGAUGAGACUAGUUGGUAUUUUGGUCAACUAUCUCGAUCAGAAACAAAUGAUCUUUUACAUGAUCAAGAACCUGGAACAUUUUUAGUUCGUGAUUCAGCAACGUUAAAAGGAGAUUUUGUACUUUGUGUUCGAGAAGGUACUAAAACGAUGCAUUAUAUUAUAAAUAAAAUUGAAGAAGAUGGUGAAACACCACGUUAUAAAAUCGGAAGUAAUUUUUUUGAAAAUAUGCCAGCACUUCUCCGUCAUUAUACAACACAUUAUCUUGAUACUACGCAAUUACUCAAACCACUUUCAAAACCAAAUACAAUGUCAACAAAUAAUAAUCGAAGAGACAGUAUUUCAUCUUUUAUAACUAAUGUUGAUACCAGUCUAAAUGAAGAAUCAUCUAAAGUCGAUAGUCCAUCUCAUCAUCAACAAAAAGUAAUAUCUCAAACAACACUUGUACUUCCAGCUAAAGCACGUGUUAUUAAAGAUCGUAUUCCAAGUUUAUAUGAUAAACGUUCAUUACGUCUACAAAUAGGUGAUUUACUUAUAGUAAAUCGUGCUGAAAGUAAUGGUCAAUGUGAAGGUAUAUUAGUAAAAUCCAAUCGUCAAGGAACAUUUCCAUUUACAUAUGUUGAAUUUCUCGAUGAUGAAAAUGAACAAACAAAUCAAGAAUAA